AUGGCCGCAAAUACUACCGCUGUCCUACCCAAAGAUCCCAGUACAGCUUCAGUAACCCAACAUGAUACUGAUCUAACAGAUGAUAUAAAGACCGACGACACUCAAAGCUCAGAUUCAGAGAUUCUACAUGAAACACCGUGGCGAUCAGUCAUCUUAAUGGGUGUCAUUGCUAUGUGCACAUCUUUUCAGUACAGUACGUAUUUGAGUUCCAUGUGGCCGAAUUUGAAAAAAGUAAGAAAAUUUGAAUAUUUGUAAAAAUUUGUAGCAUGAAAAAAAAACGCAAAAACUUUCUUUACAAACUAAAAAAAUGGCAAAAAUGUUAUCUUUUUUGCCUAAAAUUUUGAAGAAAUGCUAUUUUUUAUUAUGGCUAAAUCAAAAAAUUCAAAAACUUUCUUUCCAGUCCUCUAAAAAUCCCAAAAACUUUGUUUUCACUCAUGGUUUCUCGAACUUUUUAUAAUCAAGCGCACCGUUGCUUAACUUGCCAGAUCGGACGGGACCGCGCUUUCGCACUGUACAAAAGAGACAAAUGGCGCUGCACGGUGCAGAAAUUAACUUUUUGGCAAUAAUUUUGUUUACAAUAAUGUAAAAUGGCAUUUUUGAGUAUUUUUUGAAAAUUAUGAAUUUUGAUGGGCUUUGAAAAACCGCAAUAACUUUCUUUACAAAGCAAAAAAUGGCAAGAACUUUGUUUACAAACCAAAAAACGGCAAGAACUUUCUUUACAAUACAAGAAAUGGCAAGAACUUCUUUUACAUACACUAAAUGACAAUAACUUUCUUUACAAAACAAAAAAAAUUCAAUAUUUUUAAAAAUAAUGCCAUUUUCAGUUAGACCCCUCAAUAGACGAAGCAUUUUUUGGAAUUGCAGCUUCUUGUUACCCGCUUGGUCAAAUCAUCUUCUCUCCUGUGUUUGGCUGGUGGAGUAAUCACCUCAAGAACGUUAAGAUACCCCUAAUCACGGCAAUGGCUGUCGAGUGUGCUGGGAACGUCAUCUACAUCUUUCUACAGACAGCACCAUCUACUUCGAAGUAUUUGUUUGGGGUUGGUCGAUUUGUUUGUGGGAUUGGUACUAGUAAGUAUUUUUCUGUAUUUUAGGUAGUACUGAGCAUUCUUAGGCUUAGUAGGCUUAGGCUUAGUAGGCUUAGACUUAGUAGGCUUAGGCUUAGCAGGCUUAGGCUUAGUAUGCAAAAUUUUUGUUUUUUUUUUGUAAAGAAAGUCUUUGCAACUUUUUUUUGUAAAAUACGGCCCGGUAUUAAAUUGGGUUCAAUUUUAUGUUUGUUUUACGAGUGACAUAAGUUCUUGCUAUUUUUAGGCUUGUAAAGAAAGUCUUUGCCAUAUUUCUGCCAAUAUUGCGCUAACUUAUAAGCAGUAAAAUCGUCAUACUCGCAGUAAUUUGUUGGGUCGUAUUACAUCGAGGCAAGUAUUACCAAAGUGAACAAUAUUACAUAAGAAAACGUUUCGUAAUACAGUUUCUUGCAAUUUACCUAAAGCUAUAUAAAUCAGCAUUAUUACCUAAUGUGACACAAUGUUUCGACUGCUUUUAUAAUUUACGACCACCCCCUUUAUUAAAAUGACUUUCAGUUUAGGUAACGUUGGACUAAUGAAGGCGUAUGCUUCAACCGCCAGUACUGAUAACGACCGUGCCGCUGCCAUUGCUACUGUGAUGGGCUUCUUUGCUAUUGGACUCAUCGUUGGACCAUGUAAGUCUAGUCUAGUCUAGUUUAGUUUAGUUUAGUUUAGUUUAGUUUAGUUUAGUUUAGUUUAGUUUAGUUUAGUUUAGUUUAGUUUAGUUUAGUUUAGUUUACCCUACCCUACCCUACCCUACCCUACUCUACUUUACCCUACCCUAUUCUACCCUACCCUACCCUACUCUACCCUACCCUACUCUACCCUACCCUACCCUACCCUACUCUACUUUACCCUACCCUAUUCUACCCUACCCUACCCUACCCUACCCUACCCUACCCUACCCUACCCUACCCUACCCUACCCUACCCUACCCUACCCUACCCUACCCUACCCUACCCUACUCUACUUUACCCUACCCUAUUCUACCCUACCCUACCCUACCCUACCCUACUCUACUUUACCCUACCCUAUUCUACCCUACCCCUACCCUACCCUGCCCUGCCCUACCCUACCCUACCCUACCCUACCCUACCCUACCCCUACCCCUACCCUACCCUACCCUACUCCUACCCCUACCCUACCCUACCCUACCCUACCCUACUCUACCCUACCCUACCUUAUUCUACCCUACCCUACCCUACCCUACCCUACCCUACUCCUACCCUACCCCUACCCCUACCCUACCCUACCCUACCCUACCCUACCCUACUCUACCCUACCCUACCUUAUUCUACCCUACCCUACCCUACCAUACCCUACCCUACCCCUACCCUACCCUACCCUACCCUACCCUACCCCUACCCUACCCUACCCUACCAUACCCUACCCCUACCCCUACCCUACCCUACCCCUACCCCUACCCUACUCUACCCUACCCUACCCUACCCUACCCUACUCUACUUUACCCUACCCUAUUCUACCCUACCCUACCCUACCCUACCCUACCCUACCCUACUCUACUUUACCCUACCCUAUUCUACCCUACCCUACCCUACCCUACCCUACCCUACCCUACCCCUACUCUACUUUACCCUACCCUAUUCUACCCUACCCUACCCUACCCCUACCCUACCCCUACCCCUACUCCCUACCCUACCCUACCCUACUCUACCCUACCCUACCUUAUUCUACCCCUACCCCUACCCCUACCCUACCCUACCAUACCCUACCCCUACCCUACCCCUACCCCUACCCUACCCUACCCCUACCCUACCCCUACCCUACCCUACCAUACCCUACCCUACCCUACCCUACCCUACCCCUACCCUACCCUACCCUACCCUACUCUACCCCUACCCUACCCUACCCUACCCUACCCUACUCUACUUUACCCUACCCUAUUCUACCCCUACCCUACCCUACCCUACCCCUACCCUACCCUACCCUACCAUACCCUACCCUACCCUACCCUACCCUACCCUAUUCUACCCUACCCUACCCUACCCUACCCUACCCUACCCUACCCUACCCUACCCUACUCUACUUUACCCCUACCCUAUUCUACCCCUACCCUACCCCUACCCUACCCCUACCCCUACCCUACCCUACCCUACCCUACCCCUACCCUACCCUACUCUACUUUACCCUACCCUAUUCUACCCUACCCCUACCCUACCCUACCCUACCCUACUCUACUUUACCCUACCCUAUUCUACCCUACCCUACCUUACCCCUACCCUACCCUACUCUACUUUACCCCUACCCUAUUCUACCCUACCCCUACCCCUACCCUACCCUACCCUACCCUACCCUACCCUACCCUACCCUACCCUACCCUACCCUACUCUACCCUACCCUACCCUACCUUAUUCUACCCUACCCUACCCUACCCUAUUCUACCCUACCCUACCCUACCCUACCCUACCCUACCCUACCCUACCCUACUCUACUUUACCCUACCCUAUUCUACCCUACCCUACCCUACCCCUACCCCUACCCUACCCUACCCUACUCUACUUUACCCUACCCUAUUCUACCCUACCCUACCUUACCCUACCCUACCCUACUCUACUUUACCCUACCCUAUUCUACCCUACCCUACCCUACCCUACCCUACCCUACCCCUACCCCUACCCUACCCUACCCUACCCUACCCUACCCUACCCUACUCUACCCUACCCUACCCUACCUUAUUCUACCCUACCCUACCCUACCCUACCCUACCCUACCCUACCCUACCCUACCCUACCCUACCCUACUCUACCCUACCCUACCCUACCCUACUCUACCCUACCUUACCCUACUCUACCCUACCUUAUUCUCUCCGCCCAACUUUUUACGUUGCCCUGACUUUUUUCCCUGCCCUACUUUUUACCCUGCCCUUGCUUUUUUGCUCUGCCCAACUUUUUGCCAUGCCCCACUUUAUCACCCUACUCAAACUAUUUACCAUGCCCAGCCAAAAAUAAUAAAAUUUCCUUUUUCAAAAAUUUUUAGUAGUCCAGCUAGGCCUAACUCCAAUAGGCGAAGAAGGAUUAGCAAUAUUUCCGCAUUUCGCCAUAAAUAUGUAUACAUUACCAGCCGUAGUGUCAUGUAUGGUCAAUAUAUUGGCCAUGGUUCUUUUAAUUUUCAUUUUCCGAGAAGAAUAUGGAGGCUUGGCCAAGAGUGAAGUAAAUUUUUUAUUUUUUACAGAUUUUGCUGAUAACAUAUAAUUGCACAGUGCAAAAUCUUAUAUUAGAGAUUGAACUGUGCAGUAAAGUUGGUAUUAUUAAAAAUAGUGUAAAAUACGAUAAAAGUUGAUUUUAAAUUUAAGAAUAAUUUUAAAUGGUCCAUUUUUAUAAAAUUUUUCAGACCCUUUUCACGGUGCAAAAUUAAUUUUUUUAUUUUGUUGCACUGUGCAGAAUUUUUUAAUUUUUUCUGCCCCGUGCAAAAAUUAAAAAAUGUGUUUUGCACCGUCGAAAUUAAAAAUAUUGGUUCAAUGAAUAAUAUAAAGCUUCUCAAUGAUAUUUUCAAUGUUAUUUUAAUUAAAAAUGGCAGUUUUUCAGAAAGAAAGCGAUGAAGAAAGUAAAACCUUGCCAGAUUUCGAUAGAAUCGGCUUUAUCGUCUGUUUUGUGGCCAAUUUCGCUCAAAUGUUCAUGUUCGGAACGAUUGAAACGUGAGGAUCUUUAAAAAUUUUCAUUUUUUUUUUUGAAACUGCGAAAGCUUUCUUUACAAAACAAAAAAAUGGCAAGCACUUUCUUUACAAAACAUGAAAUGGCAAAAACUUUCUUUACAAAGCAAAAAAUGGCAAGAACUUCCUUUACAAAACAAAAAAACGGCAAGAACUUUAUUUACAAGGCACAAAAUGGCAAGAACUUUCUUUACAAAACAAAAAAGAGCAAAAAUUUUCAGGCUGAGCACCCCCAUAGCAAUGACACUCUUCCCACUGACCAGGACUGAAGCUGUCCAAGUGGUGUCGGUUGUCCAUGGCAUUAAGUCAGCUUUUGAUCUGGCCAUGAAUGGAGCUUUUGCCAUUUUCAAUGUUGGUAAGUGGUAGGUUUUUCAUUUUUUACUCUACCCUACCGUAUCCUACCUUACUCUACCCCACCCUACCCUAAUAAUAAUAUUAUUACAGGGUAAAUCAACGUUGGGCAUGCUUAGUAGGCUUCAUUGGUAUGGGCGCCUUCUAUGUCAUCACUUUUCCAUACCCAUUUAUACCCGGCAACAUUGCCACAUACAAGAAGUCAGGUGAGAAUGGCAAUAACUUUCUUUCUAAAUUAUAAAAAUGCGAAAACUUUCUUUCCACUAUCUUAAAAACCUCAAAAACUUUGUUUCCACCCAUUGUUCCUCGAAAUUUUUAUAAUCAAGCGUAACGUUGCUUAACUUGCCAGAUCGGACGGGACCGCGCUUUUGCACUGUGCAACGAAGACAAAUGGCGCUGCACGGUGCAGAAAUUGAGCUUAACUUUGUUUACAUUGUUCUAAAAUGGCGUUUUGGAGGAUUUUUGAGAGUUGGAAAAAAUUUUCCUUACAUAGAUUAAUUUUUAAAAAAUUUUUGAGGAAACAGCAAUGACUUUCUUUACAAGAAACAUUUUUGAGAACGUUAAAACUAACAAUCACUUUUUUUGAGAAUUCACCAACUCGACUCUCGAACCAAUCGGCUGUGACGUCGAAUCCCUCACCUGGUGUGAAUACACCCACCCAGUCAACUUCUGGCUAUAUUACAUUAGUUUUGUCAUUUUCAUUGGAUGGAGCUUCUCACUCGUCAGUAUUGCCAUGUUUACCGUCUUUUCUCAACUUAUAGGACCACGAAGACAGAGUACGCAUCAUGGAUUCAUGCAAAUGAUCGGAUCGACCGGUCGAAUGAUUGGACCUUCCAGUAUCAGCUACAUGUACAAAAAUCAAGGUAUCUACGAGGCAUGGGCAUUAGAUACGGCUGUCAUGUUUGGUACGGCGCUGUUAUGGGCUUUGGCAUUCAAACGACUCAGACCGCUCAUGGAUAAGAUCAAAUAA
Bursaphelenchus okinawaensis is the source of this 6052-nucleotide messenger RNA. NCBI's taxonomy places the organism in Eukaryota, Metazoa, Nematoda, Chromadorea, Rhabditida, Aphelenchoididae. The record is from the annotation of a GenBank genome assembly.